This is a messenger RNA of Aspergillus welwitschiae, 1591 nucleotides long. RefSeq lists its product as uncharacterized. The coding region runs from base 212 to 1462 and encodes 416 amino acids. The record is from RefSeq and is a predicted model, not a curated record. NCBI's taxonomy places the organism in Eukaryota, Fungi, Ascomycota, Eurotiomycetes, Eurotiales, Aspergillaceae. The transcript has 2 exons. Gene Ontology annotation, cellular component: COP9 signalosome; cytosol.
UGAGUGCUGUGCUUGUAGUCCCUUAUCGAUAAGCCCCCCCAGCUUCACCUCUGCUUCAUCGGCAUCCACGCCAUGUUCUUGACGUACAUCACCUCAUCGACCCCUCUGCCCAUCAAGAACACCACUUCCACCCACAAUUACCUACCCAUUCCGAGUGCCAUAUUUCACAUCAAUCUCACAGUCAACCUCUAAGCACUUCACCAACCCACUCAUGGCCUCCCAAAAAAUCACCUCCGCCCUCGCGGAGAUCGAAUCCUCCGCGAACCCCCAAAACAAGCUGCAGCUCUACAACAACCUCCUCAGCGACAUCGUAUCGACGUCCACAGAACCCCAGAUUUCUAGAGACCUGAUUUACUUUCUUGACUCUGUCCUCAGCGAAGACAUCAGCAUCGUCGCCGCCCGCCCCAUCCUCGACUCCUUCAUCGCCGUCCUCCGCAAACUCACCCAAGAAACCCAAAUCAGCGUCGGCCAACACGCCAUCACCCUCCUCCAAUCCCGAUCCACCUCUGUCGAAGAACAAGACGCGCAGAUCCGCGAGCUCCUCGCAGAUGCUUACGAAGCCGAAGGCCAGUACACCGACGCCGCAAAAGCCCUACAGGGCAUCCACAUCGACAGUUCGCAGCGCCUGGUCUCCGACGCAGCCAAGGUGCGGCUAUGGAUCCGGAUUGUGAGAUACUACCUCGAGGAAGACGAUACCACAAGUGCGGAAGCUUUCUUGAACCGCAUCAAGAACCUACCGAGUAAGAUCGAGGAUCAUGAGUUGAAGCUGCAUUUCAAGCUAUCCCAGGCUCGUAUAUUGGAUGCUCGCCGGCGCUUCCUCGAUGCUAGUCAGGAAUACUUCAAUGUUAGUCUUGCGGCGGGAGUGGAUGAAGCGGAUCGGUUGCAGGCCUUGGCGGCUGCUAUUCGGUGUGCGGUGCUCGCUCCGGCCGGGCCGCAGCGGUCUCGCAUCCUCGCGACGUUGUAUAAGGAUGAUCGGUCGACGUCGGUGGAUGAGUUUGCUAUCCUGGAGAAAAUGUUCCUGGAUCGGUUGCUGACUCCAGAGGAGGUGGCUGCGUUCGCGCAGCGGUUGGCGCCGCAUCAGUUGGCUGUGACGGCUGAUGGGUCUACGGUGCUUGAUAAGGCUGUUGUUGAACACAAUUUGGUUGCGGCCAGCAAGCUCUACGAAAAUAUUACGACUGAUGCGUUGGGUGCGAUCCUGGGGCUUCAAGGGAGCGGGGACUUCACGGCGGGGGAGAAGGCGGAGGACUAUGCGGCGAGGAUGGUCGAGCAAGGUCGAUUGAAGGGGAGUAUUGAUCAGAUUGACGGAAUAAUAUACUUCGAUGGAGGAAAUGCGACUACAGGACAGCAUAUCCGGCAGUGGGAUGCUGGGGUGCAGGGUUUGGCCGAGGACGUGGAGAGAGUGGCUACCAGCAUUACCAAUGCGUUUCCAGAAUUCGCAGCUGGACAGCCAGCAGUGCAUUGAGGAUAUGGAACGAUACACCAUGAAUCGGAAAUUAGCUAGCGACAUGUUUGUUUCACAGGCGUAACGAGAAUAAGUUGCGCAGAAUGCAUGAUAAAUGAUACCAUGUGAGUGAUGGUGAUUAGAAGCGUA